Messenger RNA from Rubroshorea leprosula, 2054 nucleotides. The record is from the annotation of a GenBank genome assembly. NCBI's taxonomy places the organism in Eukaryota, Viridiplantae, Streptophyta, Magnoliopsida, Malvales, Dipterocarpaceae.
ACCACCGCGUCCCCACAGGACAGCCAAGUCACUCACGCCACGUCGCCACCUGUAGAUUACAAUCACCGACCCGUCGCCCCAUAAAGCUCUGUCCCGCUUCCCUCCGACCUCUUCAGGAAGUUGGAAAAUCUAACAUCCAUUUCGUCUCCCGGCGAAAAACUUACAAUGGCUCUCACCAACUCUUCCGUCAUCCCCACCAAACCCUUCCUUCAAACCCACCCGCAUUCGUUUUUCAUCAAACCCAACUCGCCGUCUGUCUUCCGUGUCUCCGCUGUCCACUCCGCCGACUCUACUAACAACCCGGUUUCAUCUGAGAAACCGACGAAGCAGCUACAUGCGACGAAAUCUGCUUCGUCAGCGGUCGUAAGUGCUCCGCUGCGGAAUGCGGUUCCCGGGAAAUGGACCGUGGAUGGCUGGAAGUCGAAGAGGGCAUUGCAGCUCCCGGAAUACCCGGAUCAGGAGGAGCUUGAAUCGGUGCUGCGGACGCUCGAGGCUUUCCCUCCGAUUGUGUUCGCUGGGGAGGCUCGGAUCCUGGAGGAGCGGCUGGCUGAGGCUGCUGCUGGGAAAGCCUUUCUUUUGCAAGGCGGCGACUGUGCGGAGAGCUUUAAGGAAUUCAACGCUAUAAACAUUCGUGAUACCUUCCGGAUUCUCCUUCAGAUGGGUGCCGUCUUGAUGUUCGGCGGUCAAAUGCCCGUCGUCAAGGUGGGGAGGAUGGCAGGGCAGUUUGCAAAGCCAAGGUCGGACCCUUUCGAGGAGAAAAACGGAGUGAAGCUGCCAAGUUACAGGGGUGACAAUAUUAAUGGAGACGCCUUUGAUGAGAAGUCGAGAAUUCCUGACCCUCAGAGGAUGAUCAGAGCUUACUGUCAGUCUGCUGCCACCUUGAAUCUAUUGAGGGCUUUUGCGACUGGAGGGUAUGCUGCUAUGCAGAGGGUCACACAAUGGAAUUUGGAUUUCACGGAGCAUAGCGAGCAGGGAGACAGGUACCGGGAAUUAGCUCAUAGGGUUGAUGAGGCCCUUGGAUUCAUGGCUGCAGCCGGACUUACCGUUGACCAUCCUAUCAUGACAACCACAGACUUCUGUACGUCACAUGAAUGCUUGCUCUUGCCAUAUGAACAGUCACUCACCAGGCAAGAUUCAACUUCUGGACUUUAUUAUGACUGUUCUGCACAUUUUCUCUGGGUUGGAGAACGUACUAGACAGCUGGAUGGUGCUCAUGUUGAGUUUCUGAGAGGAAUCGCAAAUCCUCUUGGCAUUAAGGUUAGUGACAAGAUGGAUCCAAAUGAACUAGUUAAGCUCAUUGAAAUUUUGAAUCCUCAGAAUAAACCAGGGAGGAUUACAGUGAUCACGAGAAUGGGGGCUGAGAACAUGAGAGUGAAGCUUCCACAUCUAAUAAGGGCAGUCCGUUGUGCGGGGCAAAUUGUCACAUGGGUUAGUGAUCCUAUGCAUGGAAACACCAUCAAGGCUCCUUGUGGUCUCAAAACCCGUCCAUUUGAUGCCAUAAGGGCUGAAGUGAGAGCCUUCUUUGAUGUGCAUGAACAAGAAGGAAGUCACCCAGGAGGAGUUCAUCUUGAAAUGACAGGCCAAAACGUGACAGAGUGCAUUGGUGGUUCACAAACUGUGACAUUCGAUGACUUGAGUUCCCGUUACCACACCCACUGUGACCCAAGGCUGAAUGCCUCACAAUCUCUUGAACUUGCCUUCAUCAUAGCUGAGCGCCUCCGAAAGAGGAGGAUCAGUUCACAGCAACAACCUCUAACCUCCUCCUGAGGGCUGUAGUGUGGCUUCAAGAACCUGCCAAUAUGCUUGCUCUUUUGUUUUUUAGGAAAAAAAUGGUUUUACAAGUUGUUUCUGGCUGUAUUAAUAGUUUACAUUGUAAUGCACCUGUGUAUACUGAAAAAAAACUGAUGGUUUGAGGCUUAAAACAAUGCGGGGAAUAAAUGGUAAGUUUUAUGAAUGCAGAUUAUGGAAUUCCUCAAUGGAGAAGACUGCAUUCUUUCAUGUGGUAAUAGGUGAAUUGGUGCUGUGAAUUAGGGUCAUAAAAGAUUAUUUGAUUU